Chanos chanos (milkfish) is the source of this 1857-nucleotide messenger RNA. RefSeq names its product cationic amino acid transporter 2. Gene Ontology annotation, cellular component: plasma membrane. The record is from RefSeq and is a predicted model, not a curated record. Gene Ontology annotation, biological process: L-arginine import across plasma membrane; L-ornithine transmembrane transport. The transcript is spliced from 11 exons. Gene Ontology annotation, molecular function: L-arginine transmembrane transporter activity; L-lysine transmembrane transporter activity; L-ornithine transmembrane transporter activity. The coding region runs from base 1 to 1857 and encodes 618 amino acids. Lineage: Eukaryota; Metazoa; Chordata; Actinopteri; Gonorynchiformes; Chanidae.
AUGCCUUGUGGAGAAGUGCUGUCAUUCCUGAAGAGUCUUUCCAGACGGAAGCCUCUGGAACCGGAUGGCGAGGAGUCGAAUUUCCGGCGUUGUCUGGGCACGCUGGAUCUGAUCGCCCUGGGGGUGGGCAGUACCCUGGGGGCAGGAGUGUACGUGCUGUCGGGGGAGGUCGCCCGGACCGUGGCUGGCCCCAGCAUCAUCGUCUCCUUCUUCAUCGCCGCCCUGGCCUCCGUGUUCGCCGGGCUGUGCUACGCGGAGUUUGGCGCUCGCGUCCCGAAGACGGGCUCUGCGUAUCUCUACAGCUAUGUUACAGUGGGGGAGGUGUGGGCUUUCAUCACGGGCUGGAACCUCUUGCUCUCCUACAUCAUAGGAACCUCCAGCGUCGCCCGAGCAUGGAGUGGCACUUUUGAUGACCUCAUCGGAAAUAAAAUAGCCAGUUAUUUAAGAGAACACACUCCCAUGGACUUGCCCGGCUUGGCUCCUUACCCAGACUUCUUCUCGGCCGGACUCAUCAUGCUGCUGGCUGGAAUCCUUGCCUUUGGAGUGAAAGAGUCAGCGAUCGUGAACAAGAUUUUCACAGCAAUAAACGUGCUGGUAUUGAUCUUCGUCAUCAUCUCUGGGUUCAUCAAAGGCGACCUCGGAAACUGGCAAAUUACAGAGGAAGAAAUUAUCAACAGUACAAUCAGUGGAAACCAGUCCUCCUCUAACGACACGGGCGCGGACACUGCAGGCCUGGGCUCCGGAGGGUUUUUCCCCUUUGGGUUUGAGGGAACUCUUGCUGGGGCCGCCACCUGCUUCUAUGCCUUUGUUGGAUUUGACUGCAUUGCAACAACAGGUGAAGAGGUCCAGAACCCUCAGAAAUCCAUUCCCCUGGGUAUCAUAGCGUCUCUGCUCAUCUGUUUCCUGGCUUAUUUCGGCGUGUCGGCCGCCCUGACGCUCAUGAUGCCGUAUUACAUGUUGAGCGUCCAGAGCCCUCUGCCCGUGGCCUUCACAUACGUGGGCUGGGGAGCGGCGAAGUACGCAGUGGCCGUCGGGUCGCUCUGCGCUCUCUCCACCAGUCUGCUGGGCUCCAUGUUCCCCAUGCCUCGUGUACUGUUUGCCAUGGCCAGAGACGGACUACUCUUCAAACCGCUCAGCAAUGUCAGCUCCCGCCAAAGCCCUGUCAUAGCCACACUGUCCUCAGGAGUCAUAGCAGCUGUGAUGGCCAUGGUGUUUGAUCUGAAGGCACUGGUGGAUAUGAUGUCCAUUGGCACUCUCUUUGCCUACACACUGGUGGCAAUCUGCAUUCUCAUCCUGCGGUACCAAGAAGAUCCUUCAGGCUCAGACGAAAACCAUCCAGUUCAGAAAUGGAGUCUUCUGCAUCCCCCCUCUUCUCCAACAGCAAAAAGCUCUAAAGUUGUGUCAUUACUCACCAUAGUCAUCAUCGUGUUGACGGUCAUCCUGAGUGUGAUCGUGACGAAGGGGGUGGAAGCAGAUCUGAUCUCUGAAUGGUGGAUGAUCCUGUGCAUCACAGUGGCCCUCCUCCUCCUCCUCACCUGUCUCAUCCUGAUCUGGAGACAGCCUCAGAGCUCCACCAAAGCUGCCUUCAUGGUGCCAUUAAUCCCAGUGCUUCCUGUUUUAAGCACAUUUGUCAACAUCUACCUCAUGGUCCAGCUGGGAGGAGAGACCUGGAUUCGCUAUGCUGUUUGGAUGGCUGUGGGCCUGCUCAUCUACUUUGGUUAUGGAGUCCACCACAGUGUGCAGAAGAAACGGGAGGCCUCGCACAGACCGUCCCACCUGAAAACAGUGGAUGCCAAACUGGAGCACGGUUUCACAAACAACAGCUCCUCUGUCCCAGAACCACAAACCAAAUUCUAA